Molecule: messenger RNA, 808 nt
Organism: Malaya genurostris
Lineage: Eukaryota; Metazoa; Arthropoda; Insecta; Diptera; Culicidae
Gene: Mocs2B
Product: molybdopterin synthase catalytic subunit 2
Exons: 2
Coding region: 150-611 (153 amino acids)
Biological process (GO): Mo-molybdopterin cofactor biosynthetic process
Cellular component (GO): cytosol
Molecular function (GO): molybdopterin synthase activity
Source: RefSeq, a predicted model, not a curated record
UUUCACGAACUAGUCAGCAUAAAAGAUUGUGUCAUACUUGCCCUUAACGAGCAGUAUUGUGAAGAUUUGUCAGCUGAUUUGUACCUAAAGGACGGAGACGAAAUAGCAGUGAUUCCACCAAUUGCCGGAGGAUAAUUAUAUCGAGAAAAAUGAAUUAUCUAAAACUGACUUUUGACAAGUUAGAGGUUGGUGAAGUAAAUGAUCUGGUAGCGCAUGAAAGCUGCGGAGCUAUUUCCCUGUUUGUAGGCACGACCAGGGACAACUUCGAUGGCAAAACGGUUGUGCAAUUACAGUACGAAGCAUACGAAGCGAUGGCACUCAAAACAAUGAGCCAAAUAUGCGAUCUAAUGCGUAUUAAGUGGCCCGAUAUUAAGCACAUCGGAAUCUAUCAUCGCCUUGGAACGGUUCCGGUGAAGGAAGCAUCGGUCGUAAUUGGUGUGAGUUCCCCUCAUCGGGUAUCGAGCUUGGAAGCGGUUCACUUUGCUAUAGACGAACUCAAGAAAAGUGUUCCCGUGUGGAAAAAGGAGCAAUAUGUAGAAGGAUGCUCCGAAUGGAAGGAGAAUAAGGAAUGCACAUGGUCCAAGAGUUACAAGAAUGAUCACGUUUUAUGACAGGCCCGGUAGUUGACUGUCGCCGUUUGCUAUGAAUGGGAGGAAUUUAAUUCCGUUAUAAAAGCGGAACAAAUCACUCCUUUUGAAGUAUGACACUUAUUUUUGUGAGUAUGUAACAUAGAGGUGCGAAGCACAGUAUAUUUGAAUAUGUUUUUUAGGUAUAGUAAAAUAUUAAAUAAAGAAUGUUAACUAGAAAA